AUGACUGAUCUCAGCCAGGACAAGAAAACCAUAAAAUGCACCAAGUGCUCCGCUUCAUUUCAACCAAGCGAUGUUGUAUUUUUUUGCCCCAAUUGCAACAAGGGUCCAAUGUGCUCCGGAGGUACUCUGCUAGAGACAUCUGAGUUUUUAAGUUCCCAUGAUGACACCUUGCCUCACCAGUCAGAGGAACAAAUCUCUUUUGUAACAGAGAUGCCAAAAUCAGAGCUAAUAGAAUCUUAUAGAAAAAUGCUCACCCAGUCAACUCGCAGCAGUAGUGCAGAAAGCAAAGUUCCUCACACACGAAUAGAUGAUGGAGCUGCUAUUCAGCAAAUCUAUUAUUUCGGAAGAAAAUUAGGACAAGGCAGCUUUGGGGUGGUAAUUGAAGUAAAACACAAGGAAACCGGCAAAAAAUGGGCAAUCAAAAAAGUGAAUAGGGAAAAGGCUGGAAGCUCUGCUGUGAAGCUACUUGAACGGGAGGUGAGCAUCUUAAAAAGAGUGAACCAUGAGCAUAUAAUACAUUUAGAAGAGGUGUUUGAGACCCCUAAGCGGAUGUUCCUUGUGAUGGAGCUGUGCGAGGAUGGCGAACUUAAAGAAAUUCUUCACAGGAAAGGAUGCUUUACAGAGAACGAGACAAGGCACAUAAUUCAAAGCCUUGCAUCAGCAAUAGCGUAUCUUCACAAAAAAGAUAUUGUUCAUAGAGAUCUAAAACUGGAAAACAUUUUAGUUAAAAGCAGUGAAACUGAUGAAGAAAACGAAAUGAAAUUAAAUAUAAAGGUGACUGAUUUUGGUUUAGCUGUACAGAAAGCAGGUGGUAGCGAAAGCAUGUUUCAGUCUACAUGUGGGACUCCUACCUACAUGGCCCCAGAAGUUAUCAGUGCCCAUGACUAUAGCCAACAGUGUGACAUUUGGAGCAUAGGAGUCAUUAUGUACAUGCUAUUUUGUGGUGACCCACCCUUUAUAGCAAGCUCAGAAGAAAAACUUUUUGAACUAAUAAAGAAAGGAGAACUGCACUUUAUUAAUCCAAUCUGGCAAACAGUUAGUGAGGCUGCUAAACAUGUACUGCAGCUACUUCUGAGAGUAGAUCCUGCCCACCGAAUCACAGCUAAUGAAUUGCUUGAUAACCUGUGGAUAACAGGUGAAACACAUAUUGUCCAGAGACCAUUUAAUGUCCUAGAGCUGAUGAAGGAAUGGAAUAACAACCUGGACAUUGGUGAAGUUUGCAAUGUGGAAGAAGAACUGAAUAGUCCAUCUACUGCACUGAAUCAGGAAAACAUGAUUGAAGAGCAGGAAAGUCCUGUUAGCAGCAAUGGCAACUCAGAGGUUGGUACAGAAACAGAGAGUGGGAGCAGCAAACCCUGUACACCAACAAAACAGGUCAACAAGAAGAAAAAUAACUCAAGUGCUUUACCAAAUGGGACACUUAAAAAAAAGAGUAUAACCCCCAAGCCAUCCAUUGCUUCCUCUGCAGGUAGGUCAGUAUCUCCAGUGUCAAAUUCAAGGCGAAAUCAGGACAGUCAAGAAAGGAAGGGGGAGACAGAAAAGUCCUCUAUGUCUUCAAGCCAAGGAACGGGAAAUAAAAACAUACCAAAACCCGCUACCACACUUAGAACCAAAAAGAAAUCAUAG
Messenger RNA from Emys orbicularis (European pond turtle), 1626 nucleotides. RefSeq names its product serine/threonine kinase 33 (gene STK33). Gene Ontology annotation, biological process: protein phosphorylation. The record is from RefSeq and is a predicted model, not a curated record. Gene Ontology annotation, molecular function: ATP binding; protein kinase activity. The coding region runs from base 1 to 1626 and encodes 541 amino acids. NCBI's taxonomy places the organism in Eukaryota, Metazoa, Chordata, Testudines, Emydidae. The transcript has 13 exons.